AUGUCUUACCAACAGCAGCAGUGCAAGCAGCCCUGCCAGCCUCCUCCUGUGUGCCCACCCACAAAGUGCCCAGAGCCUUGUCCUCCCCCAAAGUGCCCAGAGCCUUGUCCCCCCCCCAAAUACCCAGAGCCAUGCCCUCCUCAGCCAUGCCAGCAGAAAUGUCCUCCUGUGCAACCUCCUCUGCCCUGCGAGCAGAAGUGCCCACCGAAGAGCAAGUGA
This is a messenger RNA of Arvicola amphibius (Eurasian water vole), 219 nucleotides long. RefSeq names its product small proline-rich protein 2E-like. Gene Ontology annotation, cellular component: cornified envelope. Bases 1 to 219 code for a protein of 72 amino acids. Lineage: Eukaryota; Metazoa; Chordata; Mammalia; Rodentia; Cricetidae. The transcript has 2 exons. The record is from RefSeq and is a predicted model, not a curated record.